Molecule: messenger RNA, 4719 nt
Organism: Malassezia restricta
Lineage: Eukaryota; Fungi; Basidiomycota; Malasseziomycetes; Malasseziales; Malasseziaceae
Product: serine/threonine-protein kinase
Exons: 1
Coding region: 1-4719 (1572 amino acids)
Biological process (GO): protein phosphorylation; microtubule cytoskeleton organization; intracellular signal transduction
Cellular component (GO): cytoplasm
Molecular function (GO): protein serine/threonine kinase activity; ATP binding; tau-protein kinase activity
Source: RefSeq, a predicted model, not a curated record
AUGAUGUCCGCACAGUACUCAUCUGCAGGGGCGCCACUACAAUCCAGGGCAUCACGCCCUGCGUCUGCGCUGCGUACUGUAGCACAGCCGUUACAGGUCGCUACUAACACGCUUGGUACGCGCAAGCGUACCAAAGACAUGGCUUCGAUUUUCGACAAGCGAUCCGCGUCGAACAAUCGCGAAGCAACACGCCCUGUCGCACCACCACUUAAAUCGGCACAGGCUGCACGACGAGGACCUACGCCGUCUGACAUCCGACCCGCUCCACCCAUUUCUACGGCACAGGUGCAGCCAGUGCCACCGCCCGUCGGAGUAAACGGAGGACGACCUCAAACACGGUUCGAGCGUGAGAAGAAGCGCCACUACAAUGACCCGCCCCAUGUGGGUCCAUGGAAAUUGGGUAAGCUGAUCGGGCAAGGUGCAUCAGGCCGCGUUCGUCUCGCGAUACAUACGCGCACGCAGCAGCUAGCAGCCGUCAAGAUCAUUCCAAAGCAGAUGCUCAUCAAUAGCCGCAUGAGUCUGCGGGAUCUGAGCGCGAAACAAGACAAACUCACACUUGGCAUCGAGCGUGAAAUUGUGAUCAUGAAGCUCAUUGUGCACCCGAAUUUGCUAGGUUUGUGGGACGUGUAUGAAACGAGCAAAGAGCUUUUUCUUGUGAUGGAGUACGUCGCAGGAGGCGAGUUGUUCGACUAUCUCGUGGCGCGUGGCCGUCUUCAACCACAUGAGGCCCGGCAGUAUUUCCGGCAAAUUAUAUUUGGUGUGGAUUACUGCCACACCUUCAGUAUUUGCCACCGUGACUUGAAGCCUGAGAACUUGCUGCUCGAUGGCUCACGCAGCACGGUCAAGAUUGCAGAUUUUGGUAUGGCUGCGCUUCAGCCAACGGAGAAGAUGCUGGAAACGAGCUGCGGAAGCCCGCAUUACGCAAGUCCAGAGAUUGUAAGUGGUAUGACAUACGAUGGUACAGCGAGUGAUAUUUGGAGUUGCGGUAUUAUCCUAUUCGCUCUUUUGUGCGGCCGCCUUCCUUUUGACGAUCCCAACAUCCAAGUACUCUUGGGCAAGGUACGUUCUGGCAAGUUUGCCAUGCCAUCGCACCUGGAACCCUCCGUUCAAGACCUCAUUAGCCGUAUGCUUCAGGUGGACCCGAAGAAACGCGCCAGCAUGCAGGAGAUUUGCUCGCAUCCGUGGUUCACUGACAAUGGCCGACUUUCUUCCCAAAAUCCCGUCACAUCGGAAGUCGGCACCUUGUCGAAGGAACCCAUCCGGCUAGCAGAGAUCGACCCAGACAUUCUUGGCAACCUCAGUACAUUGUGGCCGGAACUUUCGCACGAGCAGAUUAUCCGAAGGCUUCUCCAGUCAGGACAGAACUGGCAAAAGACAUUUUAUACACUCCUUGUAAUCCACCGUGAUACGCACAGUUCUGACGACGAAGAAGAGGCAGAUGACCUCGACGAGGACGAACGGCUCCAGCUCAAGCAGGCCAGCGCACAAGCACCUCCGCUCGUCACCACGGCUCCAUCGAGCGCGGAAUCGCAGCCCAUCUCACCCCGCGUAGCGCCACCCAUCGUUCCAGCAUCUAUGGGAACGCCAUUAACGCAGGCUGUACAAGACCCUAUUGAACAUCGCCAGGUCAGUGUGUUACAUGAGGGUCUCGAUGAGCGUGAGCCUGCGCCUGUAGUCACGCCCGUGGGACCGCCAGCGGCCGCUCAGCUUACCUCAACACCACCUCGCACUGCGCCUGGUCGUACAGCUGGUAGGAUGGACUCAUCAAGUAAUUCGACGUUGAAGAGCAUGUCAGUGGAUGAGGAUUACAGCUCCAAGGAUACUGCUCAGGCGCCAGCCAGCAAUGCAGCUUCUGUAUGGCUCAUCGAGCAAGUGCGUGCUGAGCAUGCACGGUCAGAGCAACUCAAGAACGAACAGCUCGAGGCAGAGAAGCGUCGGAUGGAGCAACUCAAGGCUGAGCGCAUAAUGACUGAGCAGCGCAGAAUUGAGCAGGCAAGGGCUGAACAAGCAAGGGCUGAACAAGCAAAGAUCGAACAAGCCAAGGCUGAGCAAGCAAAGAUCGAACAAGCCAAGGCUGAGCAAGCAAAGAUCGAACAAGCCAAGGCUGAGCAGCUCAAGGCCGAACAAGCAAAGAUCGAGCAAGCUAGAGUCGAGCAAGCUAAAGUCGAGCAAGCAAGGGCUGAGCAAGCAAAGAUCGAACAAGUCAAGGCUGAGCAGCUCAAGGCCGAACAAGCAAAGAUCGAGCAAGUAAGGGCUGAGCAGCUCAAGGCCGAGCAAGACAAGGCUGUAAGGCUUAAGGAACAAGUCCGGAUAGAGCAAGCCAAGACAGAACAGCUCAAAGUCCAACGAGCAAAGGCCGAACAGACAAAGACUGAGCAACUCAAAGCCGAGCAGAUUCGCCUUGAAAGGGCUCGUGCGGAGCAAGCUCGUGAAGUGGCUGAGUCUAAGCAGAUGCCAUCGCGUGAAGAUGCAUCGGGCCGACGUUUGUCGUCCCUGUUCACGACACUGACUGGACGCAAGCCCUCGUUUGCAUCGAUCAGACAAGCGUCAGGCAGUUCUUCGCGAAGCUCGAUGGAUGUCCGUCCUGCGCCACCUGUGAUGGAAUCGACGACCAUCCGUCCAUCGACGAAGGCAUCUACUCUUGCGUUUGGCGCAUCGCUGCCACGCAAGCCUGUGCCUUCGACUGAGGUGCCCAAGAUGCCCCGUGUAUCUGAACAGGUUGUGGAGCCUGAAACAAAUAAGCCGGUGGUGCAGGCUGCGAGCACGAUUCGACCCACUCAAAAGGAGCCAGUGUCACAGGCCGCUCCGCCCGAUGCUGCUGCAUGGAAACAGCGUCUGCCUUCUUUGUCACAACCAGCGCGUUCUGUAUCGCAAAAUGGUCGUGAUGAUAGCACCGGUGAAGAUUCAUUAAUGCGCAUGUUUAUGCGUGAGAUUGCUGAUGAACUCGACUCGCUCGAUGCUAUGAGCACGUCGAUGGCCAUGCCGAUGCCCACAUCGCAGGCGCCGCCAGCUCAGGCAGCGCAGCCGGCGAAAUUAGCGCAGCCGGCGAAAUCGCAGCCGGCGCCUUCCAUGUCAUUAUCGUCUGACUCUGAGCCUGAUGCAUCUGUACAGAGCGCGAAUCGCUAUGACGAUGCGAAUGAAGACUCUUUGCUUGUUGCAAGCCACGAGCCAUCUCUGCCUGACACCCAAGCGGGUGCGUCUAAGCGUAUCCAGACGCCCGUGUAUGCGGCCUUUGCACGGCAUGCCAAGAAUCAAAAUCCAGCACCCACGACACGCGCGCCGCUCCGACCGCGACAGAGCGAAGGCCGAGCUCAGGUGCCGGGCAUGCCCCAGGUUCGGCAACCCCAAGGCGCUCGCGAUAUCCCACCGCCGGGCGAGCUCAAGUCGCCACGCAUGUCGCAGACACUCGACAGCCCUCCGGCCAGUCCUCAUAUGCGUCCUGGUGCUGCGAUGCCUUCAAGCAAGCAGCCACCGGUCGGACAGCGCAUGCCCACGAGGCCGCCGACAGCAUCGCCGCCACUGCCCCAGAGCCCGCAUCCUGCCAUGUCUGUACGUCCAGUAUCGCCCCUGCCGACGUCGCCCAAGCCGAAUUUGUCCGUGGGCAUGGGUCGUCCAUCGAGCCCGACUAUGCCGAGCAGGGUACCUUUGUCGAAUCCUGCCGUGUCUGCCGGCCGACCCACCAGCCCGACCAUGCCGAGCAGGGUGCCCAUGUCGAGCCCUGUGACGCCCGCAAGCCGACCAACCAGCCCGAGCAUGCCGAGCAGGGUGCCCGUGUCGAGCCCUAUGGCGUCCGCAAGCCGACCAUCCCAGCCUGGUCCCUCGUCGCCAGGCCGAUCACAAAGUCCGAUGGCAUCGCCCGGACGCCCAACCAGUCCGACGACGUCAGCUUCCCGACCCAAAACUAUGCCACCUCCGCAACAGCCAUCAAGUCCGCUUGGCAGCCCACGGCGACCCCAGAGUCCAUUUGACUUGGCCAGUCGCAGCUCGUCGGUGGCGUCGCCCAAGCCAUCAGGUCGCACGGUGUCAUCUGGCACAGGCAGCAGUAAUUGGACAGUGCGCACGCGCCGGAGCUUUAUGGGCGCACUGCGUGGCCAUGAUGACGAGCCCAAGGGCCUCGGCCUGGACAUUAUUGGCGUUGACUCCGACGCCCCACAUGUGCCUCAGCGGCCCACGUCGCCGAUGGGUGGCGAUGCGCAGUCGAUUGGUGCGCGGCAGUCAUGGUUCCAUGGCCUUUUACCCAGGCGCCAGAUGCACGUCCUGAUGUCUGUCGAAAACCUCACACUUACGAUGAAAGAAUGUGAUGCUCUGCUGGCCCAAUUGGGCGCAACGCCCACGGCCAUGUCGCGGGCGCAGAUGAGCUAUCCACUCACGCAGCAGGGCCCAAAGCAGUACCUGCUCGAGAAGUUGUUUGACCCCAAGAUGGGUCAAACUGCGCAGACAUGCAAACCAAUGCGCUUCCGCGUCGAGUACACUAUUUUGCCCGUGCGCUCGCAGAGAGGAGGCCGUAAUGUGACUCCGACGUCGCCGGGCAUGCCAGGCUUUGAUCCACGCUCCAACCGCCCCAUGUCGCCCGUGCUGGGGGGUGGACCAUCGACGUUAACGCCAUCCUUCGCGACUAGUGUGACAUUGACACACGAAAAGGGCUCGCUCGCAACGUUCCGCCUAUUCAUGGACAGGCUGCGCCGCAACUGGGAUUUGGAUACGUGCGAGAAAGAAUAA